Messenger RNA from Trichoderma virens Gv29-8, 2667 nucleotides. RefSeq lists its product as uncharacterized. The transcript has 7 exons. Gene Ontology annotation, molecular function: DNA-binding transcription factor activity, RNA polymerase II-specific; zinc ion binding; DNA binding. The coding region runs from base 1 to 2667 and encodes 888 amino acids. Gene Ontology annotation, biological process: regulation of DNA-templated transcription; DNA-templated transcription. Lineage: Eukaryota; Fungi; Ascomycota; Sordariomycetes; Hypocreales; Hypocreaceae. The record is from RefSeq and is a predicted model, not a curated record.
AUGGAUCGCUUGGGCAUGUUCCAGAUGCCCGGUCUGGUGCAACCACCGCUUACAAACCAGCCACCUCAGGUCUUUGGCUCAUUCUUGACCGAUGGCUUGGCCAGCUUGCAGCAGCUUCCGCCAGACAUGACGGCACAAAUGUUUUCUGACUCCAACUUGCUGCUUGACGACAGCCAAGAUGCUAAGAGGAGGAGAAUAGCUAGGGCCUGUGACCAAUGUAGAAGAAAGAAGAUCAAGUGUGACGGCAAGCUGCCAUCGUGCACCCAUUGCACUAAUUACAAGACUGAAUGUAUCUUCACCCAGAUUGAAAAGAAGAGGGCGACGCCAAAGGGUGCCAAGUACAUCGAAGGACUGGAGAACCGUCUAAGUCGCAUGGAAAAGCUUCUUCGGCUGGCUGGCAUUAUCGUAAAUGAGGAUGAAGAUCUUGCUGAACUCGAGAAGCGACUUAUCGAAAAGUCAGAACAGACAGCUGUCGCUCAUAGCUCCGGCCCCUCCUCGCCUUCACACCUUCUGUCGGAAAGCGACCCUACAGCUUCUCCCAGAAGCUCCGUCACAUCGCCAGGUCUACCAAGAGACAAAGACAAGGAGAGGGAGAAGGACAAGGACAAGGACAAGAGACAGGAAGAAAAGAACAAGCCAGCCGCCACGCCGGCUAGUCUUCAGGGAGAGGAGGAAGUCGAGGCCUUGUCUGAGAUGAUGUGCUCUCUGGUGACGAAUCAAUGCGGAGAAACCAGAUACAUCGGCUCCUCAUCUGGCUUUUCCAUUUUCUCACCAAAGGGCAUCCAAUGGAUUAACAACAAGACUGGUGACGCCACUUUCCAGAAUAUGAUCUCUGAAGUUUCCGAGGACGACCACAAGUGGACAAAUUGGAAGCCCGAAAUAUUCAGCGACUUGUUUCGGCGACCCGUCUUCCGACCCCUACCGUCAAAGCCCGAAGCCAUGUCCCUGCUCAAGGACUACUUUGAAAAUUUCAACUGCAUGUUCCCGCUCUUCCAUCAGCCGACUUUUAUGCAUCUAGUCGAACGACAGUACUCCGAUGAUCCAUACCAGGGCUCUGGUUGGUGGGCAAGUCUCAACUGUGCGUUUGCUAUCGCCCAUCGCCUGCGCGUCAUGAGUAAUCUGGUUCCACAAGAAGAGGAUGACAAGGCGUGGGGUUAUUUGAAGAACGCUAUGGGUGUCUUUGCCGAGCUCACCAUGCGCAACACGGACCUGUUGAGUGUCCAGGCCCUGCUUGGAAUGGCGCUGUUCAUGCAGGGAACACCCAAUCCUCAGCCAACCUUCCUUUUGAUUGCCGCUGCCAUUCGGCUUUCGCACAGCAUCGGCCUCCACAAGAAGGGAACGGGAUUCAACCUCAACCCCAUCGAAAUCGAGCAGCGCAAGAGAGUGUUUUGGAUCGCUUAUAUGCUAGACAAGGAUCUCUGCCUAAGAUCAGGGCGUCCUCCUGCUCAGGACGAUGAUGAUAUGAACGUCGAACUUCCUGAUGCCAACCCUGAGGACAACAUUGGGAACAUCCCUCUGGCAGAUGGAAAGGGCAAAAUGAACCUGUUCCGGGUAAUGUGCGAGUUCGCCGUCAUCGAAAGCAAUGUGUACAAGAGGCUAUAUUCGGCCAAGGCGGCAAAGCAGUCCGACGGCGAGCUUCUCGCAACAAUUGGAGAGUUGGAUCAGGAGCUUGAAGAGUGGAAGGACAGGAUCCCGAUUGAUUUUAGGCCUGAGCAUGAAAUCAGGGCUUCUCACACACCUCUUAUCCUCCAUAUCGUCAUGGUCCACUUUACUUAUUACAACUGCUUGACAACAAUCCACCGCAUGUCGAUCCACCAUGGGUUUUGGACAAGUCGGCUGGCCAACUAUGCCAUCUCGGGUCAGAAUGUGCGGCCAUUGAAUCCCAGAGUAUUCUCGUCUGCUAUGCUCUCAACAGCAGCGGCACGAGCAUCCAUUUCUCUACUCAAAUAUGUUCCUCAAGGAGACUUUUCUUGUGUCUGGUUGAUUCUAUACUUCCCAGUCUCAGCGCUGGUCACCCUCUUUGGCAAUAUCCUUCAGAAUCCUCUCGAUCAGCGGGCGAAAUCCGAUGUUCGACUAAUGAAUCUUGUCGUCACAUUCCUCUCAAUGCUGGGCCAAGAGGCAGAGCAGGGCGGUGUUCACAGAAUGCUGGGCAUCUGCUCUGAAUUCUGUCGCAUCGCGCAGAGAGUUAUUGAAAAGGCUGAUAGAGAGCAAUCCUCUCGUCGCAAGCGCAAGACCGCGGAAACUCCAGGAAGCGGAGAUGGUCGUAAUCAAUCCUUCUCCGCAACAACAACGCCGCAGACCAACGUCCAAGACACCUUAUCGCCUGAGUUUGCUGCUGCACGUGCCUACAAAGCCACACCGUUAGGGUCGUCACCAUCAAUGGACUCCAUGGGAUGGACACAAGAUUUCCAGGUUCCCCAGGAGAUGGAGUUUGAAUCCUUCGACGAAAUGACCGGAUUCGGCGGCGAUGUUCAAUCGCCACCCUUGCCCAGCGGCCGAGGCUUUCAGCAACCUUUACUCCCUCAAGAUCUCUUUUCCCUAUCUAUGAGUUUUGAUUGGAACUGGGUUGAGAUGAGUGGAGGGGCGUAUCCCACAGUAGAAAAUGGGAACUUUGGCGGCCUCGAGAAUACCGGAGUUCUUGACCCAAGACAGCAGCAACCGCAGUGA